GCUGUUACUAACUUCUCUAUAAAGAGAAUUGUGUCUGCGCACUUAAGUUAAGGUUCAAUCGGUUUCUUAAAAAGUCUACCUUUUAUACAGAUAUGUAAACCAAAUUAAAUAGUGAUGGAAUUAAAAAUCGUACUAAAAGUGGCAAUAUUCAUGCUUUUCUUUACAUGGACGGCAAAAUGUUCCGAAAUACCGAUGUCUAUAGACGAAGAUGAGGCCAAUUGCAAUGAUACAGUUGAAGAUUGUGACUUAUAUGAUCAUCACAAGCUAUGUAAUACUUCGUCAGACAGACAGUUUGCUAUGGUCUCCUGUCGUAAACAUUGCGGUCUAUGCAACGCUUGUGUCAUCCCAUCUUCACAACCGAAAAAUGCUAAAAUGACAUUAUCAUGGGAAGGGGAUCAGUUUAAGUUGAAUUACAAUUGUAAUGAUGAAUAUUCCUUGAUCAAUGGAAGCCUUACAAGGACAUGUAGCAACGGCAUUUGGUUAGAAUCGAUACCAAAUUGUUUAAAAGAUUGUAAAGACAUUAAGUCAGUUCCUAUAAAUAACACAAGGAAUCGGACAGCAGACGGUAACAGAUAUGGAUCCAAAGCAACAGUCACUUGCAAAGAGGGCUACGUGGUAUCUAACAAUUACAACCAGACUGUUUUCAACAUGUCUUGUUCAUCCGACGGAGAUUGGAAACAUAAACUUGACUGCGUUCCAGUUGAUUGUGCAAAUGUGACAAAUUUAGACACCCAUUAUAUACAAUCAGUUGUAUAUUUGCCAAAUACAAAAUUUAUGUCAAUCGCGACUGCCACUUGUGAAGUUGGACAUGUUGUUCCUGGAGGAAAUAACAGCCAGAAUCACUUUAAUAUGUCGUGUGCAUCUGACAGAUCUUGGAAAAAUGUAACAAGCUGUGUAAGAAAAGAUUGCGGGAACAUAACCUUGUCAAACAUUUCAAAUGCAAACGAGAUAUAUUUUCUAAAUGAUACGAAAUACGAAUCAUCAGCUAAUAUAUCUUGUAACGAGGGAUUCACUGUUAAAAACCAAGCUCAGACAAAAGACAUAUCAUCCACUGUGGUAAAAUGUGAAGAGAAUGGAACCUGGGAGAAACUCCCUACAUGUGUUAAGAAAGAUUGUGGAGACAUACACAAUUUAAGCAUAGACAAUGCAGCAGUAAGGCGAAAUGUAAAUGGUACUUAUUUCGGAGAUGUAGCGGAAGUUGAUUGCGAUGUAGGAUACUACCACCGUAAUCAGACAAAGGGAAUUUCAACAACAAAAAUUACAUGUUCUGAAACGGGGGAAUGGACAGACAUACCAAACUGCAAACGCAAAGACUGCAAGAACAUUGCAUGUCUGGGUCUAAAUUACAUAACUUUACCUGCACGUCUAAACAAUGACACAAUGUACAACUCUACAGCAGAUGUUGAUUGUAAAGAAGGUUAUUAUAACAAGAAGCAAAAUCAAACCACUGGGAUUUCAACAACAACAAUGACAUGUUCCGAUAACGGGACUUGGAUAAACAAGCCUACGUGUGAACUUAAAGAUUGUGGACCUUUGGAAGAUUUGGAAGAUUUAUCGAAUGCUGGCCUUAGAUUACUAUUUUCUGAAACGAAUUACAGAUCGCAAGCCGCUAUCACAUGCGAUGAAGGAUAUUAUGAUUUAAAUAAACACGAUCAACCAGAAGGCAUUUCAACGACAAUGAUAACUUGUUCUGUAAAUGGAACCUGGACUGGUUUACCAAUCUGCACCAAGAAAGAUUGUGGUGACGUUAACAAAGAACAUAUAGAUCAUGCAGCAAGCAUAAAUCAGGAUAAUGGUACCACGUUCAAAUCAACUGCAAACGUACAUUGUGAUGAAGGCUAUUAUAUCAAGGGUCAAACUCAAUUGAUGGAGAUAUCAACAAGAACAAUAACAUGCUCUAAAACGGGAAAGUGGACAGACAUGCCGAUCUGCAUUCCUAAAGAUUGUGGAAGUUUACAAAACAUAACUAUGAUGAACGCAGGUUCCAGAAUGCCCAUAAAUGGAACCAACUAUACAGCGAUCGCCAAUGUUAGCUGUGAUGUGGGAUUUAAAGAUAAAGAUGAAACACAGGUGCCGGGAGUUACAGGCAAGAUUAUCAGAUGUAAUGAAAGUGGAGUGUGGGACAAUUUACCAAAAUGUGUCCGAAAAGACUGUGGUAACGUCAAAGAUCUGAACCUCAACAACACAAAUGAAACAGUACAACGGCAUAAUGACACCAAGUUUAACUCUACAGCAGACGUGAAAUGUCUGGAGGGAUAUUUCGAUAACAACACACAAUCACAAACAACUAGCAUAUCAACAACAACAAUUCGUUGUUCGGAUGAAGGGAAGUGGAUUAACUUACCUCUCUGUGUACGCAAAGGUAUCCACACAUUUUAA
Molecule: messenger RNA, 2379 nt
Organism: Ruditapes philippinarum (Manila clam)
Lineage: Eukaryota; Metazoa; Mollusca; Bivalvia; Venerida; Veneridae
Product: CUB and sushi domain-containing protein 1-like
Exons: 12
Coding region: 115-2379 (754 amino acids)
Source: RefSeq, a predicted model, not a curated record